Molecule: messenger RNA, 468 nt
Organism: Closterium sp. NIES-65
Lineage: Eukaryota; Viridiplantae; Streptophyta; Zygnematophyceae; Desmidiales; Closteriaceae
Source: the annotation of a GenBank genome assembly
AUGGCACGUUACCGUCUGGUCUCAGGGGUUGUGGGCGUGGAGGUCACUCCUGUGGAGGACACGGCAGCCUCGACUCGGCGGCCUCGCCCCGCCUCACCCCUUGGCUUCCCGUCCGUCCCGCGGUUUCCUCCUCGUUCUUCUCUGCGGCCGGUUGCUGCGGAGCCUUGGGGUGUUCCUGCGGGAGGUACUAGAGGCCCCGGGGGUGUCAGUGGUGGAGGUGCUGGUUUGGUGGGUGCUGGAGCUGGAGGCACUAGCACUGUGGCACCUACACCGCGCACUGUACGUUUCCUGACCCGUGAGCAGCGUCUCCUCAGGUUGGAGAGGGAGGAGCGUGAGCGGUUUGAGAGGGCACAGCAGCAGGAGCAGCAGCAGCAGCAGCACCAGCAGCAGCAGCAGCAGCAGCAGCAGCAGCAGCAGCAACAGCAGCAGCAGCCGCAACAGCAGCAGGAGAGAGUAGAGGAGGAGUAA